Molecule: messenger RNA, 2521 nt
Organism: Gigantopelta aegis
Lineage: Eukaryota; Metazoa; Mollusca; Gastropoda; Neomphalida; Peltospiridae
Product: ubiquitin-conjugating enzyme E2 A
Exons: 5
Coding region: 106-582 (158 amino acids)
Biological process (GO): proteasome-mediated ubiquitin-dependent protein catabolic process; protein polyubiquitination; DNA repair
Cellular component (GO): HULC complex
Molecular function (GO): ubiquitin conjugating enzyme activity
Source: RefSeq, a predicted model, not a curated record
UGUAGACGUCAGGCACAGAAAAAGUCGUAGUUGUCAUACAAGGAAAAACGAGUGAAAUAAAUAACUGUAUAAAGUGUAGAUUUGUGUUUUUGAAGUGUUAAUAACAUGACUACUCCAGCCAGACGGAGGCUGAUGCGUGAUUUUAAGAGGUUACAAGAAGAUCCACCAGCUGGAGUAAGUGGAGCUCCAACUGAAACUAAUAUAAUGGUGUGGAAUGCUGUGAUAUUUGGGCCACAUGAUACUCCAUUUGAAGAUGGCACAUUCAAAUUAACAAUAGAAUUUACAGAAGAAUACCCUAAUAAACCUCCAAUAGUUAGAUUUGUUUCCAAAAUGUUUCAUCCAAAUGUGUAUGCAGAUGGCAGUAUAUGUUUAGAUAUAUUACAAAAUAGAUGGAGUCCUACCUACGAUGUAUCUGCGAUACUUACUUCUAUUCAGUCAUUGUUAGAUGAACCCAACCCAAACAGUCCAGCAAACAAUUUAGCAGCACAGUUGUAUCAAGAAAAUCGUCGAGAAUAUGAAAAGAAAGUGAAGGUCAUUGUUGAAGAGAGUUGGAUAUUUCUUGGUGAAGUGCCUGAACGUUAGCAGUGUCAUUAUAUCUUGUAUCUUCUCAAGCUUUACUAGUGAGUUGAACAAUGUUUGCAUUGUUACGUAUUUCAGGAUAAAGAGCCAAAUUGAAACAAUUGGGUUUGUGGUUCAGAUAAAAAAUAUUCCUCUGCUUUUCCUUUUUAUGCUUUUGUAAUACAUUUUAGCACUACAAAAUGUUUUCAAGUAAUAUAACAACCAAUUUACUAUACAUAAAAAGAGACCACUUUCAUUCACCGGACCUGAUUGAAUCUCAUUUGCUUAGUCAAAUAAGUCGAGAAUUUGACUUGUACUAGACCCACAGAAAAUUGUAAGACCAAUUUGUAAAUCAUAGCUUAUGAAUGUUGGACUACAGGAAUAAUCAAAACAUGCCAGACCAGCAGGCUUGUGUUUCACACAAUCGUCAAAAGUAGUAAAACUAUUGCACGUAGAUCUGGCUGGACUAAUGACUAGGAUAGCACUGGUGUUAUGGAGUUGGGUUCCUGUCCAGUUUAGUUAGGUGUGUGUGAUAACAUUGGGAGUUUUAUAUUUUGUCUUAUUAAUUAUGAGAUGAAGAAUUUCAUUUAGUUUUCAAUUUAUUUACUUAAAAAGAAAUGAAACGAAUGAUUUUUAUUGGAAUAAAAAAACCAUAUCAUAAAUUAAUAUUAUGAUUUCAUUUAAAUAUCGAUUAUAGAAGAAAAACAUUUCAUAACUUUAUGUUUGAGCCGAUUUUUUAAUAACGAUCUUGCAAUUCAGGUCUGUACUAGUCCUGAUGCAAUUACACAUUCAUGUUUGAUAUUGUCUCAUUAAUCUGAAGGCAAUGUAUUUGGAAUAUCUGUUGAAAAUGUUCAUAGUUCAUAUUGUGUACAACUGGUGCGUCUACAAAUUAACCAGUUUAUAGGGGAAAAGUUCUAAAUUUUUGUUGUGUUUUUACAGUUUAUUAAGAUAACAAAGCUUGGGUGGUUAAUUAUUUUUUGUUUUAACGUGUGCCAAUAUUUUAUAAUUUCCCGAAGAAGCUAUUUUGUGUUUAUUAUUUAUGCUUUUGUUGUGAUAUUAAUAGCACUCCAGUGUGUUAUCUAGCCUAGGGUGAAAACCAAAUCUUAGUAUCCUCGGAUAUGAAGUAUUUUUUUUUAUUCUACUAGUGGUCAAGGGUGGAAAAUUAUGGAAUUGUACAUACACUGGACAAGCCACAUAUGUACAACUGUGUGUGUGUGUGUGUGUGUGUGUAUGUCUACUGGUCAAGUCAUACAUAACAGGUGCCUUUUAAAGUUUUAGUGCAGUCAUGCACACAAUGGUGGUGUACAUGGUUAGAGAUGGCAAUAUUGGGUAGUGUGAUGCAUGUAUCAGUGUGUAUAUAGAUGGUGUGUAUGUUCACUGUCCUAAUCCUACAGUGGGUUGCGGUCGCAUGCAGUAAUAUGCAUGACUGAGAAGUUGCACAAUGCAUGUUGUCUAGAGGCAGUUACACGUGUCUGUUGGCAGAUUAUGUACGUUCUUAUUGAGUCACCAAGUCAAGUGAUGGGUGUCUACUGAAUGUUAUACUUGUACAGUAGUGUGUUCGUGUCUUCUCAUAUAUUUAUAUAUAUAUAUAUAUAUGUAGUGAAACUGGCUCAAGUGGCCACCUCUACUAACCUCUCACUUGUCUUUUUAAAAAGUCACCAUAUUCACUAUUUUCUUCCGUCUGAUUUGUAAACUCUAGUUUGUAUUAGUGGCCGUUAUGGAAGGCCACUUUUUACUACUCCUAUGGAUGGACAUCUAAUACAGGUUUUACUGAAAAUAAUUGUAAGUACUACAGUUUAUAGGCCUUUAGUCGUGCAUCAAGGCUGAAAAUAGCACAAUUUUAAAGAAAAAUGAUGUUGCUAUGUGAACUAUUGAAAUGCACAGGCAAUACUUGUGUUCAUAAGACUGCAAGUCUUUCUGUAGUAGGUUAUGUACAAAGUGUAAUAAAUAACAUGAACUAAUU